UUACCUUUGACCAUCAACUUGACAGAUAUCAGCCGUGUUAGAGGAGUGUCCGCCAUGAGUGUAUCCUUUGAGCUUCAAGAUGAGCUACAGGCACUUCAGGACAUCGCAAACUACGAUAUCCCAAACGAACAGGAUCCCAACAGUAACGAUCCCGGCCCCUUAUUGCAACAGGCUGUUGGAGCAAUUGCUCAUUCAUCCGAAGAAAUAACUGAUCCAGAGAUAUUUGAUAUAUUCCGAAGUCUUCUCAAGCAUUCCGAUGCAGUCGCUGGUGCUUAUAUGAGCAAGAUGCUCGAUGCUCUACUUUCUGCAUUUGGGGCUCAAAUUGAUGCUGCAAUACGCGACUCGAAAGAAGAAGACCAACAGAUCGUUAUGGCUCACAAGCUGCCUUUGGAAAUGUAUGCUUUCUUAGUUAAUUGGUUUGUAGGUGCUGCAGAGAAGGUGAAGGCAAUGGGCGAGGAGGACGCUCCGCCAGCACCUGUGAAGGCGCGUCGUGGGAGGGGCGGAAAGACUGGUACCUCGAGGGCGGCGGUAAAGAAGGCGGAACAAUGGACAUGGAUCGACCAGAUCCCUGGCACUCUGGAACUCAUUUGCAAGGCGUUGAAACUGAAGACGCACCGCAUUUGGGUGACCAGCCCGGAGAGAGAUGCGUUCAUAACAUGCCUCACCCGCCCCGCGUACCAUGUGGCCGAGUCCGACCAAUACAUGAAGAUUCAAAACAUCCGCAUGCAUGUCUACAAAGUCAUUUGUCUUGCUGUAAAGCAUCACGGUCACACGCUCGCUGCGCAAAUCAACAUCAUGCAAUCCUUGCAGUACUAUGAGCACCUCUCCGAACCCAUGGCAGAAUGCCUUUCUAUCCUGGCAAAGGAGUUCGAUCACGCCCAACUUGGCGACGAGAUACUGCGCGAAAUUGCUGGAAAAUCGUUCAGUGCGCAGGACACCAAAGGUCCAAGGGCGUUCUCUCGAUUCUUGGUUAGAUUCAGCGAGGAGUCGCCGCGAUCCGUACUCAAGCAAAUCAGUCUCCUGAUUGGCCAUCUCGACUCAGAGUCUUAUCCUAUGCGCAUGGCAAUCGUUGAAGUUAUCGGCUCACUCAUUCGCGAACUCGCUACGUCGGAGGACAUGACGAAUCGGACGAAUGGCUCCAACCAGGCGGGCAAGGAGCUUGAUGGGCUGUUCGAACUCCUCCUUUCACGAACGCUUGAUCUAUCCUCUUACGUACGCUCCAAGGUCUUCGCAACACUCUCGAAGAUGCUUGAUUUGCCCUUGCGUCUUCCAGAACAACGGCUCCGGAUCACACGCGCUGCCGUUGACACGCUGGAGGAUAAGGCGAGCACAGUACGCAAGGCUGCUGUUUCGAUACUCGUUAAACUGAUUCUAACCCAUCCAUACGGGGAUAUGUAUGGAGGUGACUUAAACUUGGGAAAGUGGGAGGAACGGUAUAAUACUUGGAAGGACAAGUUGGAGGAGAUGGAAGGUGGCAUUGGGAAAGCGGUUGAGAGGGAUCAAGAUGACAAGGAAGAGGUAGAGUCAAAUGUCAACGAAGAUGAUGCUGAUGAGGACGAAGACGUGGAAAUGGAAACGGAGGACGCAGAUGCAAAUGAUGACGGCGAUGCGCCGUCAGACAACCCGAAGCCCAAAAAGAAAAAGGCAGCCCGGAAAUCCAUCGUCGAUGUCACAGCCAUUGUCUCUGAACAAGAAGCACUUGCUGCCCUGGAGACUAAUGAAAUUCUUGCCAUGAGUUUGCGCAAGAAGUACUGCACGGAGGCACUGGACUUCGUCCGUACCCUGGAAGGUGGGAUGGUGUCGCUCACGCAGCUUUUGGGGAGCACCAACAAGGCAGAAGUAUUGGAGAGUAUGGAGUUUUUCAGAGUCGCAUUUGAGUACCAGCUUGCCAGUGCCGAGAAGGGCAUCAAACGGAUGCUACAUCUUAUAUGGCACAAGGAUAACAGCUCAACGUCGGAGGACGGGAAGGAGCUGAAGGGGGUGCGGUCGAGGCUCCUCGAAUGCUACCGUAUGCUGUACUUUGACCCUCUACCCGACAUGGAACCCAAGCAGCAAGUGAACCGUAUUGCCAAAAACAUGAUUGAAUUGACAUACGAAGCAACGCUUGCAGAGCUUACUAGCUUAGAAGAGAUGAUGCGUAUCAUGAUGGAAGAUGGCCAGAUUCAUUAUGAUGUGAUCAAUAAGUUGUGGCAGGUUUACAGCGCUCCUCAAGCUUUGCCCCGCUCUCAGCGUCGUGGUGCAAUCAUUAUCCUUGGAAUGUUGGCACUUUCGAAACGCACCAUCAUUUCUGAAAAGGUCGAUACAUUGUUGAAGAUCGGUCUUGGACCAUUCGGCAAGGCCGAUCUUACCCUUGCAAGAUACACGAGUCUUGCCCUGCAGCGCUUGAACGGCAGUGCAAAGAAGGUCAAAGGAUCUCUUCUCGAUAAAUCUCUUCGCAUGGAAAUGGAGAACCCCAUUUUUCGUAAGUUGCAAAGCACCAUAGAGCACCCCUGUCGAUCGAAAGACUGGUUCGGCAUGGCCGAACAAGCGAUCAACACUAUCUACGCCCUAGGAGAGCACCCCGACGAGCUUUGUAAUAACCUUAUAAAGAACCUUACCCGGAGGGCAUUUACCAAGCGGCAAAAUCCGGAGGAGCCUCCAUCCGAGCCAGACACAGAGACGAUGGAGGUGGAUCGAGAGAUGGAACCCCCGGAAGCAGCCUCGCACGCGCCCUCUAGUACACAUAUCUCGACCCAACAGUCGAGCAUGUGCGAGGAAAAAGAUCUUGGAGAUGUCUUCCAUCUCAGUCAGCUGCUUUUCGUCGUAGGCCAUGUGGCCAUCAAGCACAUCGUGUUUUUGGAGCUAGUGGAAAGGGAGUGGAAGCGGCAAAAGGAUGAGAAACAGCUCGCGGAAAAGCUUGCAACUGGGGGCUCACCCAACAGAGCCAAUAAAGAGACCGAAGAGCUUGACCAAGUUGCCGGCAAUGCAGAGGACGAGAUUGGUGAACGGAUAGCUGCCGUUCGCGAAACCGAGUUGCUCUAUGGAGAGCAGUCGUUGCUGAAGUUGUACGGACCGUUGCUGGUCCACGUGUGCGGUAGUCCACAUAAAUUUAAGAAUCGCACACUCCGUGCCGCUGCAACCCUCUCGUUUAGCAAGUUCCUUUGCGUCAGCUCACAAUUUUGUGAUCAGCACCAUCAUCUCCUCUUCAAGAUCCUUGAGACCUCGAGAGACCCAAAUAUCCGUAGUAACAUUGUCAUUGCUCUCGGCGAUGUAGCAGUCUCGUUCAGCAACAUCAUCGACGAGAACAGCAAUGAGUUAUAUAAAGGCCUUUCUGAUGGAGAUCUUGUCGUAAAGAAGAACACGCUGAUGGUGCUCACGCACUUGAUCCUCAACGGGAUGAUCAAAGUGAAAGGUCAGCUAGGCGAGAUGGCCAAGUGUCUAGAGGACGAGGAGCCACGGAUAUCCGACCUUGCGAAGCUGUUUUUCACGGAGCUGUCGACGAAGGACAAUGCGAUCUACAACAAUCUACCUGAUGUCAUCAGUCACCUGUCCACAGGUGACCACGCAGUCGAAGAGGAAAUUUUCAAAAGCACCAUGCGCUACAUCUUUUCUUUCAUUGAGAAGGAAAAGCAAGCCGAAAAUAUUGUUGAGAAGCUCUGCCAACGUUUCCGACUCUCUGAGGAUCCUCGUCAAUCGCGCGACAUUGCAUUCUGCUUGUCUCUCCUCCCAUUCAAGUCGGAGCGAUCGGUCAAAAAACUCAUUGAAGGCUUGCAGUUCUACCGCGAUAAGCUGCACGAGGAGGGCGUGUUCGACAGGUUUAGUGAGAUACUUUCAAAGGCACGCUCCAAUAAAUCGGCAAACAAGCCAGACACGGAGCUCAACGAGUUUGAAUCGAUACUCGAUGAACACCGACGCCAAGGCGAAGAGGACCAAGCCCUUGAAAAGCGAGUUGAAGGCAAGAAAGCAGCUGCGAAACGGAAAGCUACACGACGAUCAGCGCGUAAGAAAGUUGUUGAAGCUGAGCCUGAGCCAAUAUCACAAGCCCCGGUCACACGGGAUGAUGACGAUAUGUAUGUGUAAACCAAACUUUGCAUAUUCGGAGUCUCUUCUAUACAGCCAGCACGUAAACUAGUAUUUCCACAGGUAUGCCACGUUAUAAUUUGGUUAAAAAUGAAUAUUUGAAUGCCUUGCAAUUCACGAGUCGUGACAGA
This is a messenger RNA of Suillus subalutaceus, 4190 nucleotides long. RefSeq names its product non-SMC mitotic condensation complex subunit 1-domain-containing protein. Gene Ontology annotation, cellular component: condensed chromosome, centromeric region; nucleus. The transcript is spliced from 15 exons. Gene Ontology annotation, molecular function: histone binding. Gene Ontology annotation, biological process: mitotic chromosome condensation; meiotic chromosome condensation; mitotic cell cycle. The coding region runs from base 55 to 4059 and encodes 1334 amino acids. The record is from RefSeq and is a predicted model, not a curated record. NCBI's taxonomy places the organism in Eukaryota, Fungi, Basidiomycota, Agaricomycetes, Boletales, Suillaceae.